This is a messenger RNA of Drosophila ananassae, 437 nucleotides long. RefSeq lists its product as uncharacterized. The coding region runs from base 78 to 431 and encodes 117 amino acids. The transcript is spliced from 3 exons. The record is from RefSeq and is a predicted model, not a curated record. NCBI's taxonomy places the organism in Eukaryota, Metazoa, Arthropoda, Insecta, Diptera, Drosophilidae.
CCCAGAGUGUCAUUCGCGGAGCAGCACUUGGCGUGCAGAGAGCAGCACAAACCCACUGCAUCUGCCAUUUGGAUGCAAUGAAAUCAAAGAAAUCCGCCUUCGCCAACACAUCCACCGGAUACGGCAGGCACAAGCACAGCGGAAAGGGUCACUCCCACGGACAAGGACACUCCUCCAACAAGGAUAAAGCUGAGACCAAGACCAAACAACGCGAUCAAAAGGAUCAAAAUGAGCAGAAGGAGGAGGACAAGGACUUAAAUUCCGGUUUCGGUGACUAUCUUCGCACGCCGGAGGCAUUUGAGAUGAUGAAACUGUUCGUCUUUGCCAAUACCAUAAUGCUAAUUGUGACAAUGGCCUGGCCGCAUAUCAAGGAGCAGUUCUACAUGAUUAAUCAGUGGCUAGAAAGUUUUCGUGAGGCACAGCAGCAGUAAAAACUG